This is a messenger RNA of Candidula unifasciata, 1959 nucleotides long. NCBI's taxonomy places the organism in Eukaryota, Metazoa, Mollusca, Gastropoda, Stylommatophora, Geomitridae. The record is from the annotation of a GenBank genome assembly.
AUGUCACCUCAAGUAUACAAUGUCACCUCAAGUAUACAAUGUCACCUCAAGUAUACAAUGUCACCUCAAGUAUACAAUGUCACCACAAGUAUACAAAGUCACCUCAAGUAUACAAUGUUACCUCAAGUAUACAAUGUCACCACAAGUUUACAAUAUCAACACAAAUAUACAGUGUCACCACAAAUAUACAAUGUCACCUCAAGUAUUCAAUGUCACCUCAAGUAUACAAUGUCACCUCAAGUAUACAAUGUUACCUCAAGUAUACAAUGUCACCACAAGUAUACAAUGUCACCUCAAGUAUACAAUGUCACCUCAAGUAUACAAUGUCAACACCAGUAUACAGUGUCACCACAAAUAUACAAUGUCACCACAAGUAUACAAUGUCCCCACAAGUAUACAAUGUCACCUCAAGUAUACAAUGUCACCUCAAGUAUACAAUGUCACCUCAAGUAUACAAUGUCACCUCAAGUAUACAAUGUCACCUCAAGUAUACAAUGUCACCUCAAGUAUACAAUGUCACCUCAAGUAUACAAUGUCACCUCAAGUAUACAAUGUCCCCACAAAUAUACAAUAUCGCUACAAGUAUACAAUGUAGCCUCAAGUAUACAACGUCACCACAAAUAUACAAUGUCGCCACAAAUAUACAAUCACCACAAAUAUACAUUGUCACCACAAGUAUACAAUGUCACCACAAAUAUACAAUAUCACCAUAAAUAUACAAUGUCACCUCAAGUAUACAAUGUCACCACAAGUAUACAAUUACCCCACAAGUAUACAAUGUCACCACAAGUAUACAAUGUCACCACAAGUAUACAAUUACCCCACAAGUAUACGAUUACCACACAAGUAUACAAUGUCGCCACAAGUAUACAAUGUCCCCACAAGUAUACAAUAUCACCUCCAGUAUACAAUGUCACCUCAAGUAUACAAUGUCACCACAAGUAUACAAUGUCACCACAAGUAUACAAUGUCCCCACAAGUAUACAAUUACCCCACAAGUAUACAAUGUCACCUCAAGUAUACAAUGUCACCACAAGUAUACAAUUACCCCACAAGUAUACAAUGUCACCACAAGUAUACAAUGUCACCACAAGUAUACAAUUACCCCACAAGUAUACGAUUACCACACAAGUAUACAAUGUCGCCACAAGUAUACAAUGUCCCCACAAGUAUACAAUAUCACCUCCAGUAUACAAUGUCACCUCAAGUAUACAAUGUCACCACAAGUAUACAAUGUCACCACAAGUAUACAAUGUCCCCACAAGUAUACAAUGUCACCACAAAUAUACAAUUACCCCACAAGUAUACAAUUACCACACAAGUAUACAAUUACCACACAAGUAUACAAUGUCGUCACAAGUAUACAAUAUCCCCACAAGUAUACAAUAUCACCUCCAGUAUACAAUCUCACCUCCAGUAUACAAUGUCACCACAAGUAUACAAUUACCGCACAAGUAUACAAUUACCACACAAGUAUACAAUGUCCCCACAAGUAUACAAUAUCACCUCCAGUAUACAAUGUCACCUCAAGUAUACAAUAUCACAAAAGUAUACAAUAUCACCUCAAGUAUACAAUGUCACCACAAAUAUACAAUGUCACCUCAAGUAUACAAUGUCACCACAAGUAUACAAUUACCCCACAAGUAUACAAUUACCACACAAGUAUACAAUGUUGCCACAAGUAUACAAUGUCCCCUCCAGUAUACAAUGUCGCCACAAGUAUACAAUGUCACCUCAAGUAUACAAUGCCACCACCAGUAUACAGUGUCACCCCAAAUAUACAAUGUCACCUCAAGUAUACAAUGUCACCUCAAAUAUACAAUGUCACCUCAAGUAUACAAUGUCACCUCAAGUAUACAAUUACCACACAAGUAUACAAUGUCACCUCAAGUAUACAAUGUCGCCAUAAGUAUACAAUUACCACACAAGCAUACUAACAAUGAAUUAACUACACAGUGA